This is a messenger RNA of Sphaeroforma arctica JP610, 2442 nucleotides long. RefSeq lists its product as hypothetical. Gene Ontology annotation, cellular component: anaphase-promoting complex. Gene Ontology annotation, biological process: ubiquitin-dependent protein catabolic process. Gene Ontology annotation, molecular function: ubiquitin protein ligase binding. The record is from RefSeq and is a predicted model, not a curated record. The transcript has 20 exons. The annotation marks the transcript as partial. NCBI's taxonomy places the organism in Eukaryota, Ichthyosporea, Ichthyophonida.
GUCAUUGUGAACGUUCACCAGCACCAUUAUGUCAUGAUGGCAAUGACGAAGCAAGCCACAAUAGAGCUGGACUCGGCAUGGCAGCACCUUUAUCUCGCUAUCAAAGAACAGCAUGAUGAAAUUAAAGGUACAGAAUGUCAGAGGUGGCUUCUAAAGUUGACAGAAAAUGGGCAGGCUGGCCACUUCAGAGCUUUUGUUGAAGUGGCGGCCGUGAAUAGAAUCAAAAGUGAAGUGGAUGCGUUCUACGCCUCGCUACGGGCAACUGGUCCACAGGAAAUAUCGACCAAUCGGAUCGAUAAUACAACGCUUGAGCAUGUACAGCAGGCACUCUUCAAAUUUGACAAUGAAGUGGAUAGAUUAAGCAAUAUCAUCUCAGGAGUGAACCAACUCUACCGGUCUGUGAAUGCAAUAUAUGACUGCAUAGACAGCGAAUUAGUAGUGAACAACACACUCACAUUCGUGACGGUCCAUAGAGACAUUGGCAAGUUGAGGAAAAUAUUCUCGAUUGUGCUCGAUACCGCUGUUGCUAUUCUAUACAGGAGAGUAGUUCGGGAAGAGAGAGGGAGCGAUGACGAGUAUGAUUCAGGCGAUAACCUGGACACUGAGGAUGCGGUCAUGUAUGAUGCUGCAGAAAGCACAGCAAUAUUCGAAGCGUGCCUUUCUAUUGGACGGUUGGCAAAUUCACUUGGAUUAAGUGAACGAGUGCUAGACCCGCAAGUCAGGUCUACGCUAAAGUCGUACAUGAUCUCAUACAUCAACGAGGACUUCAUCAAGGGAUGCUAUGAGGAGUCUGUGCUGGGACGCAUAGGCCACUUUGUGGAUGCGAUAUGUCGCGACUUACUUGGAAAGAUAACACCGCCGCACUCGAUGGAGAGGAAACGGGCGGAGGUUCGGCUGUUGGCAAACAAGGCCUUAUGCGAUGCCAGGACUGAAGAGAUAUUUGAUCUCAUCGCCACACCGGACUCAGAGCCAGCUCUCGAAGACCUGAAGUUUUGCCUGGAACAGACGGCGCAACAUUCAAAGUUUGUGGCCUACGCUCGGGAAAUCCUACGAAUGCGUCUGCUACAUCCAGGAGCAGACACGUCCCCAAUCCUCACGCAAUACGUGGACGCCAUCAAGGCCCUGCGAAUACUCGAUCCCUCGAGCCAGAUGGUGCAUGCUGUGUGUGAACCCGUGCAGCAUGCGCUCCGACAGCGCGAAGACACCAUCCGGUGCAUAGUACAAAGUCUCACGGACACGGAUGACAAGAAGGGACUGUUGUCCGACGCACACACACCCACUACUAAAACACACGCACGCCUCCAAGGCGUUGAUAUCGAGAUAGAUGAUUGGGAAAACUGGCAGCCCACGCCCAUGGAUGCGUCGGGCGAUGCGAAGACGGCGAGGACAGCGGAUAUCAUGACUAUGCUUGCCGGUAUCUACGGAAGCCAGGAGCACUUUGUGAAUGAAUAUCAGCUGCUUCUGUCUGCCAGGCUGUUAGAUGCCCUGGACUACCAGAUCGACGACGAGAGGAGAAAUCUGGAGUUGCUGAAGGUGAGGUUCGGCGAAACAAAUCUUCAUCAAUGCGAGGUUAUGCUGAAGGACAUUCACAAUUCACGGAGAAUCAACGAGGCCGUCCAUGAACUAUUAAUACAGGAUUCCGAGAUGCGUAACAAUGAUUCAAGUCUGAUGACGACCGAUGACGUACCCGUCGAUCUGACCAUAAUAUCGCGACUAUUCUGGCCCCAACUAAAAAAUCACACGCUUAUUCUACCGGAGAAGGUCAACAGGUGGCUGGAGGAGUACGAAGAAAGUUACUCAAAAUUCAAGCAAGAUAGACGUUUGGCAGUCAAGCCGGGAUAUGGGAGGGUAGACUUAUCCCUCACAUUCGACGAGUGGGAGUUGGACGUAACUGUGCUGCCCGACCAAGCGGCAAUCAUAUUAUGUUUCGAAAGCAAAGAUGUACUGACAGUAGAGGAACUCUCAACGAUGGUUGGACUUGCGCAGAAGGAAGUUCGGAGGCGGAUAGGAUUUUGGGAAAGCCUAGGGGUACUGGUGGAGGUGUCGCAUGGGGAGUACAGGGUACAGGAAACCAAGCCUUCUCAAGAUACAAGGCAACGUAAAGCCUUCCAUAUGGGUGACGAAAUUGAUGUGGACGAUGCAGCGGAGUCGAUGCAGAUAGAGCUGGAGACAUGUUGGAACUACAUCGAAGCCAUGCUGGUGCAGAUGGAGUCUCUCACUGUGGAGAACAUCCACAUGAGAUUGCAAAUGUUCUUCUCCGGGGACCCGCCCCCUUUGAAUCGUUUGAAGGCGUAUUUGGACGAUAAAGUCUUGAACGACGUACUGGAAUACAGACUAUCGGAAUACCACCUGACGAAACAGUAAGUAGAGAUAGACAUGCAGCUGCUCAAUGGUGGAAGUAAAGCUGUUUUCAUUGAUUACAAUUAAAUCAUGACGUAAAAG